Molecule: messenger RNA, 1044 nt
Organism: Wickerhamiella sorbophila
Lineage: Eukaryota; Fungi; Ascomycota; Dipodascomycetes; Dipodascales; Trichomonascaceae
Product: V-type proton ATPase subunit d
Exons: 1
Coding region: 1-1044 (347 amino acids)
Biological process (GO): vacuolar transport; proton transmembrane transport; vacuolar acidification
Cellular component (GO): proton-transporting V-type ATPase, V0 domain; fungal-type vacuole membrane; vacuolar proton-transporting V-type ATPase complex
Molecular function (GO): proton-transporting ATPase activity, rotational mechanism
Source: RefSeq, a predicted model, not a curated record
AUGGAGGGACUGUUGUUCAAUAUCGAUAGUGGCUACGCAGAGGCGCUAGUGCGCGGCUUCCGCAGUGGCCUGAUUAGUUCCAGCCAGUAUACGAAUAUGACGCAGUGUGAGACACUGGAGGACCUGAAAUUGCAGCUAUCUGCGACCGAGUACGGUAAUUUUCUCGGAAACGUUCCUUCGCCGCUGCCAACAUCUGCCUUUCAGGACAAGGCAGCUCAGCGGCUAGUGUCUCAAUUCCGCUACAUUCAGACUACCGCAGUAGAGCCAUUGUCCACGCUUCUUGACUAUAUUACUUACGGCUACAUGAUUGAUAACGUGGUUCUGCUUAUUUCAGGCACGGUGCACAGCCGGGAUCGCGGUGAGCUUCUCGAACGGUGCCAGCCAUUAGGUUGGUUCGACACUCUGCCGGCUCUGAGUGUUGCCACGGAUGUACAGGGCCUGUACGACACUGUUCUUGUUGACACCCCCUUAGCGCCCUACUUCAAAACCUGCCUGAGCUCGGCUAACGAGCUUACAGACAUGAAUGUUGAAAUCAUUCGGAACCGGCUUUGCAAGGCUUACCUUGAGGAUUUCGCAGAGUUCAGCAAAACCUUGCCGUCCCCCAGUAACGAAAUCAUGCUCCGAUUCCUUGAAUUUGAAGCUGACCGCCGAACUAUCAACAUCGCCUUCAACUCCAUUGGCACAGAAUUGUCUCGCGAGGAGCGCGAGUCCUUAAUGCCUGCUCUCGGUUCGCUUUACCCCGUUGCCACCAGCCAUUUGGUUAGGACUGACGAGCCCGAGCAAGUGCGCAAUAUCAUCGAGACGUUCGGUCCUAUCGAGUUGGCAUCUUUGUUCGAUAACUCCAAUCAGAAAAGCCUUGAGGACCAUUUCUAUCUCCGUGAAAUGGAGCUUUGCCGCGACGCGUUUACCCAGCAAUUCACAUACGCUACAUUCUACGCCUGGCUAAGGGCCGCGGAGCAAGAAGUUCGUAAUAUCACAUGGAUUGCCGAAUGCAUUGCCCAGAACCAAAAGACUCGAAUCAAUAAUUAUAUUUCAGUGUUUUAG